AUGUCUAUUGCAGAGAUCUUUGAGAGAGUCGACAAAAACAAAGAUGGGAAAAUCUCAUGGGACGAAUUCGCUGUGGCCAUUCGCGCCUUUUCUCCUAGGAUGACAUCAAAAGAAAUCGAUGAGAUGUUCAGAGAACUUGACCUCGACGGUAAUGGCCAAAUUGAUGCCAGAGAGUUUGCUUCAUGCAUGGUGGUCGAAGGUGAUGGAGAAAAAGACGACGAAGAAGUUGUCAUGAGAGAUGCUUUUGAUUUAUUUGAUGUUAACGGUGACGGAAAGAUAUCUGCGAGUGAGAUCCAUGUGGUGCUGAAACGUCUUGGUGAAAAGUGUACAAUGGACAAAUGCGUUGCGAUUGUCAAAGCUGUUGAUGUAGAUGGCGAUGGAUUUUGCGGAACGAGACAAAACCCGUGUCGUUGCAAAUUCGUUGGACCGACGCUUGGGUUCGUUGCUUUUCUGGUGACCGGACUCAUCGAGUGGCCGGUUGGUGCGGUGGUUUACAUCUUUAAACACACAAAAGGUCGCCGUAUUAUGGGUCAUCCCGCGAGAGUCGUUUACCCCAAAGUCUCGAGAUCUAUUCCCAUCUAG
Messenger RNA from Microthlaspi erraticum, 582 nucleotides. The record is from the annotation of a GenBank genome assembly. NCBI's taxonomy places the organism in Eukaryota, Viridiplantae, Streptophyta, Magnoliopsida, Brassicales, Brassicaceae.